This is a messenger RNA of Camelus dromedarius (Arabian camel), 3617 nucleotides long. RefSeq names its product leukocyte receptor cluster member 8 (gene LENG8). The record is from RefSeq and is a predicted model, not a curated record. The transcript is spliced from 16 exons. Gene Ontology annotation, cellular component: nucleus. Bases 349 to 2919 code for a protein of 856 amino acids. NCBI's taxonomy places the organism in Eukaryota, Metazoa, Chordata, Mammalia, Artiodactyla, Camelidae.
AAAGACGCCGCGGUCAGGACGUAGAAGCGCAAGGAAGACGAGAGUCAGCCGGCUCGCGAGCAGUCCUGCUGCCGUGUUGCUAUCGCCUUAAGCCGUGGUUGGUGCAUUCUGGGGCGUGCGGCCGAGGAGGACGACGUUGCCCCAGGCGACGGGCGGUCCUUGUGCAGUCUUCUAUCCCUGAGGACGUGGUGCGCACGCGGCGCGGCCGGGGCGGUGGCUCCGGGGCCAGAGACGAGGAUCUGGGCGGUCUCUUCCUCCACCGGGCGCCCUCCUAUGCCUUCCCCGGGCCUGCGACAGUGAAAAAGCAGCCUGGCUCCCGAGGUCCACCCCUUACACCCCAGGGUCCAGAUGGCGGCCAACGUGGGUGAUCAACGUAGCACGGAUUGGUCCUCUCAGUACAGCGUGGUGGCCGGGGCGGGCAGAGAGAACGGCAUGGAGACUCCCACGCACGAGAACCCGGAGUGGGAGAAGGCCCGCCAGGCCCUGGCCAGCAUCAGCAAGGCGGGAGCCGCUGGCAGCUCCGCCAAGGCCGGCAGCAGUGGGCCUGUGGCCAGCGCACAAUACGUGUCCCAGGCGGAGGCGUCUGCCCUGCAGCAGCAGCAGUACUACCAGUGGUACCAGCAGUACAACUACGCCUACCCGUACAGCUACUACUACCCGGUGAGCAUGUACCAGAGCUACAGCUCCCCCUCCCAGUAUGGGAUGGCCAGUUCCUACGGCUCAGCCACACCCCAGCAGCCGUCCGCACCCCAGCACCAAGGGACUCUCAACCAGCCCCCGGUCCCCGGCAUGGAUGAGAGCAUGUCCUACCAGGCCCCCCCUCAGCAACUGCCGACGGCCCAGCCCCCUCAGCCCUCCAACCCUCCACACGGGGCUCAUCCUCUGAGCAGCGGCCCCCAGCCUGGGACAGCCCCAGCCACCCAGCACAGCCAGGUGGGGCCCGCCUCGGGCCAGGCCUAUGGGCAGCAUACCUACCCUGAGCCUGCUAAGCCCAAGAAGGGCCAGCAGCUGUGGAACCGCAUGAAACCAGCCCCUGGGACUGGCGGUCUCAAGUUCAACAUUCAGAAACGGCCUUUUGCCGUCUCCAGCCAGAGCUUCAGCUCUGCUUCGGAGAGCCAGCACAGCAGCUUCGGCCCCCAGCCCAGCCCCGAGAAAGCCCAGAACCACAGGGGGAGCCUGUCCGGGAAGCCAGACGACUGGCCGCAGGACAUGAAGGAGUAUGUGGAGCGCUGCUUCACCGCCUGCGAGUCAGAGGAGGACAAGGACCGGACGGAGAAGCUGCUGAAGGAGGUGCUGCAGGCCCGGCUCCAGGAUGGCUCGGCCUACACCAUCGACUGGAGCCGGGAGCCCCUUCCAGGGCUGACUCGGGAGCCUGUGGCUGAGAGCCCCAAGAAGAAGCGGUGGGAGGCCCCUAGCAGCCUUCACCCUCCCAGGGGGGCAGGCUCAGCGACAAGGGGCGGGGGUGCCCAGUCCCAGCGAGGGGCGCCCGGGGCUGGGGGUGCUGGCCGAGCCCGGGGCAGCAGCUUCGCCAAGUUCGGCAACCGCAAUGUCUUCAUGAAGGACCACAGCUCCUCCUCCAGUACCGACUCGCGCUCCCGCUCCUCCUCCCGGUCCCCGACCCGCCACUUCCGCCGCAGUGACUCCCACUCGGAUUCUGACAGUUCCUACUCAGGGAAUGAGUGUCACCCUGUGGGUCGCAGAAACCCACCCCCCAAGGGCCGGGGAGGCCGGGGAGCCCACAUGGACCGGGGCCGAGGCAGGGCACAGCGUGGGAAGAGGCACGAUCUGGCGCCCACCAAGCGCAGCCGCAAGAAGAUGGCGGCCCUGGAGUGUGAGGACCCUGAGCGAGAGCUGAAGAAGCAGAAGCGGGCUGCGCGCUUCCAGCAUGGCCACUCCCGCCGCCUGCGCCUCGAGCCCCUGGUGCUGCACAUGGGCAGCCUGGAGAGUGGCGGGGCCGACCCCGACUGGCAGGAGCUGCAGAUCGUGGGCACCUGCCCCGACAUCACCAAGCACUACCUGCGGCUCACCUGCGCCCCCGACCCGUCCACUGUGCGCCCCGUGGCAGUCUUGAAGAAGUCGCUGUGCAUGGUGAAGUCCCACUGGAAGGAGAAGCAGGAUUAUGCCUUUGCCUGCGAGCAGAUGAAGUCCAUCCGGCAGGACCUGACGGUGCAAGGUGUGCGCACAGAGUUCACAGUGGAGGUGUACGAGACGCACGCCCGCAUCGCCUUGGAGAAGGGCGACCACGAGGAGUUCAACCAGUGCCAGACGCAGCUCAAGUCACUGUACGCCGAGAACUUGCCAGGCAACGUGGGCGAGUUCACUGCCUACCGGGUCCUCUACUACAUCUUCACCAAGAACUCGGGAGACAUCACCACAGAGCUGGCCUACCUGACGCGGGAGCUGAAGGCAGACCCCUGCGUGGCCCACGCCCUGGCGCUGCGGGCAGCCUGGGCUCUGGGCAACUAUCACCGCUUCUUCCGGCUCUACUCCCACGCACCCUGCAUGUCCGGCUACCUCGUGGACAAGUUUGCAGACCGCGAGCGCAAGGCCGCCCUCAAGGCGAUGAUCAAAACGUAUGUGAAGCCGGGCUCUCCACUGCCCCCCGCUCUGCGGCCUUGCCGCCGCCCCCCUCUGCCCCCCACUCUGCGCAUUCCCAGGCCUCCAGCCCCCCUCCUGUGGUCUCCUCCCUUGUGUCCUGGUUUUCUUUUCCCAUCUCAGCCCUCCCCCUUUCCUUCGCCCAGCCUGCCCUCCGUCUCUCCCUCUCACUGCUCUGAGGUCCCCCUGCUUUUCUUCCUCCUGCUCACAUCACCCUGGACCCCAGUCUGCCUUCUUGCUCUGGGCUCCCCUCCCUCCGGGGCCUCUGCUCACCUUUCCUCGGCUCUCCUGUCGCUGAGCUCCUUCUCUGGGGAGAAGCGGUAAAGCCGGCCCUGCCCUUCGCAGCUGUGGUCUGAGGGACAAGGCCUCACUCCCACUUGAGCUCCUGGGAGAGUACAGACUUGUUUAGGGGGCAGGUGUCCCUCUGGGGCAGGCGAGUCCGUGACAGUACUCAAAAGAGCAUGCCCACCGUUCGGCAGAUGAGGAGUGUGCCUGCUCAGUCGGGAGGGAGACGCCCCGGGUCAGUCUUGCUGAGGUUGGGAGCCCCUGGUCAGAGGUCAGUUAGCUUGGGAGCCAUGGGGAUGGUGUGGAGCUGGGGAGGGACACUUACCCUGAAGGUUAAGACUUCCUAGGAUCUAGUUGGGUCAAGAAUAUUUAAGGGGGGGGGGUAAAGAAUAUUUAAGGGAGAGGUGGAGCCAGAGCAGGGGCCGAGGACAUAGAGGGGAGAGGUGGGGCAGAAACAGGAGGUGGGUGCACAGGACAGGCCGUGGGCCUGGAGGGCUCUGCAGGGCUGCCCGAGUUUGCUCUUGGGCAGUUCCUCAUCUUCCAUGCUGUCCCAGGGCUGUAGGGCAGGUUACUGUCUCCCCUCUUACUUAGCCUUACAUGUGCUUGGCCUGGGGGACAGGCCCUGGCCUCUUGCUCUCCAGGUACCCUCCCACUUGUAAAGGGGGCACCGCCUUUCUUUGACAGACACAUCCCUCCCAGAGCCAAUUGGGUCCAGACCAGCCCCGCCCCCUCCCCAA